Molecule: messenger RNA, 1168 nt
Organism: Mytilus trossulus (common blue mussel)
Lineage: Eukaryota; Metazoa; Mollusca; Bivalvia; Mytilida; Mytilidae
Product: neuronal acetylcholine receptor subunit beta-4-like
Exons: 1
Coding region: 14-1168 (384 amino acids)
Biological process (GO): nervous system process; signal transduction; monoatomic ion transmembrane transport
Cellular component (GO): synapse; plasma membrane; neuron projection
Molecular function (GO): transmembrane signaling receptor activity; excitatory extracellular ligand-gated monoatomic ion channel activity; transmitter-gated monoatomic ion channel activity involved in regulation of postsynaptic membrane potential
Source: RefSeq, a predicted model, not a curated record
AUGGAGUGGUAAAAUGUUGGGUUUGGGGUAUUUCGUUUUUCUACUACUGUUUGUAAAGAUUGAAGGACAGAGUGGCGAUAAUGUUAAAAAUCUUAUCAAACAAUUGUUUACAACAAACGAUUAUAAAAAGCAAGUCCGACCAAAUAUGGAUCAACGACAACCUAUGAUCUUAGAUUUAGAUCUUUACCUUGUGGGAAUAAACGAAUUGGACGAACUAAAACAGAAACUGACAACAACCGGUUAUUUAAAUAUUGGAUGGAUAGAUGAGUAUUUGAAUUGGACUUCAGCUGACUUUGGCGAAUUAGGUCACGUUUAUGUUCCACAAGCAGAUAUUUGGAUACCUGAUAUAACAUUACAAAAUGGAUUUACAAAAUUGAGGGAACUUGGAAGCAGUUUUAUAAAAGCUAAGGUAGGAAGUAAUGGACAAGUUACCUGGAUGCCGUUUGAAGUUUUUGAAUCCAAAUGUACAAUCGAUAUUACAUAUUUUCCUUAUGACCGACAAUCUUGUGACAUUGUGUUUGUGGUGUGGUCAAGUAGUAAUGCAGAUGUGAUGGUAACUCUGUGGAAUAAUGGAAUUAUUUUAAAUAGCUUAGAAAAUAAUGCUGAAUGGUCAGUAGUGUCAACAGCUGCACGAGAGGACGUUAUGUCGUCCGAAUCUAGGGUUAUAUUUACAUUAAACUUGAAAAGAAAUUCAACCUAUUAUUUAAUGAAUAUUAUCAUUCCAAUCAUUCUACUCGGUGUAUUAAAUGUGUUUACUUUUGCACUUCCGGCUGACAGCGGUGAAAAAAUGGGAUAUUGCAUUACAGUGUUUCUUUCUUUUGCCGUUUUUCUUACAAUUGUCAGUUCCGAGCUUCCCAAAACAUCUGGAUCAAUAUUGGGAUAUUAUCUAAUGUUCCAGCUAGGCAUGGGAACUUUUGUUGUGUGCUGUACGAUUAUAGAACUUCGGUUUCACCAUCGUAAAGACGAUGUUCCAAAGAACAUAAUCAAGCUAAUGAAAUGCCGAAAUGUGAAGAAAAUUGAAUCGAAUUAUAAAAAUGAAACAGAAAGUAAACAAGAGAUCACGUGGGGUGAUGUUAUUUCGUCGUUUGAUUUGGUAUUGUUUUGGAUAACGUCUGUAAUAGUUAUAAUUGCCACAAUUACAGUGCUAGUUGUGCUUUGUACACAUUAA